CACCGGUCCGCAGCUGUUAGCUGAUAACGGAUUAGCAUGAAGCUAGGGAACAAGAAUUGCUCUGGUUUUGUUGUUCUGAGUUUGACGUGAAUUGUUCAUCAAACUAGUAGGUUGAUUUGAACAAACUACGAACAGACUACAUUUUGAAGCUGUCUGGCGGACUGACAGAUGCAUUCACCAUGAUGCUGGGCCACGCCGCGCUGCUCGUCGCCCUCUUCCUGCCGCAGGCUGGAAGCUUCCUGAGCCCUGACGAGGAUGAUGGCAUUCCUGAGGAGUGGGUUCUGCUCCACGUGGUCCAGGGUCACAUUGGAGCCGGGAACUACAGCUACCUCCGCCUCAACCAUGACGGACGCAUCAUCCUGCACAUGCAGAGCCUCACAGGUGAUGCAGACCUGUACGUGUCUGACAAAACGCUCCACCCGAACUUUGACACCUACAAGCUGCAGUCGGUGACCUGUGGCCAUGACGUGGUGGUCGUCCCCGGCGACUUCAAGAGGCCCGUGGGGAUCGGCGUCUAUGGCCACCCGUCGUACCAUGAGAGCGAGUUCGAGAUCCGGGUGUUUUACGACCAGACGGUGCCGCAGGACCCGUUCGAAAAGGGGUCGGACGGACAAAAUUAUAAGAAACCCCCCCAGGGAGCGGAUAACUUUCAAGAGGAGGAAUCAAUCUUUUGGACUAUACUGAUCGGCCUUCUAAAGAUUAUACUUGAAAUUUUGUUUUGAAGUUUGUUGCCGCUAUGAUGCUGGGAGACAGAUUGGCAUUUGACUUGGUCAGCACUGAAAAUAAAAUGUCUACUAUGAUAUCCUCCAGAGCUAAUGCCUUUUUAAAUUGCAGUCAAACAUACAGAAAUAACCAGGUAGUGGAUAAAUUCACUGGGAACUUUGCUUUGGGCGCACCGAGUUCAGGUGUCUGGCUGAUCUGCCAAUUCCAAGUUUGGUUGGUACUGAUUUAUUUUUUUGUCUGAAAUGUAAUUGAAUAUAGCAAGAAAGUUGCUAGGGUGACUAUUGCGAACUGUGAACAUGCAGAUAUGAACAGUGGGCGGGGCUGACAGUCAAACCUCUCUCCAAAACGAGGACAGUAGUUGAUUUUUGGUGGAUAAGAUCAGCCGAUCACCAAUCUCCCAAAAUUUAGGAAACUUGCGCCGAUUAACUGACUGUUUGAUUUAUCGGUGCACACCUAGUGAUGUCUGACACACGUCAAACUCUGAUCGAUCGCUGUCACUUCACACUUUGCUUUGGUACGACGGAGCGUUAGGGCCAGACUGGGAGAAUUUGGUUUUCAGAAAUUAUGAGGAAAAAAAGGGAUAUCAGAAUAAAGCAGUAAUAAUACCAGAAUAAAGUAAUAGUUUUAUGAGAAAUCCUACAGGAAAAAAAAUUACCACUGUGUUGAGCAUUUUGUGAAGUUGUAAAAAUAAGGAAAUCAAUUUAUUAUCAGUAGCAGGACUUUAAAACAACCGUCUAUCAAAAAAAAAAAAAAAUCGCAAAAGUUUGCUUUUUUCUCAUAAAAACUUUUUUCUUGUAAUUUUACCUCUUUAUUUUGCUGAAAUUACUUUAUUUUCAUAAUUUACAAAAAUAACCUCAGUCUGUCCCUUGUACUCUGUCACACUUUGUCUUCUGGGGAGAGUGAAAUGUUUUCAUCCGUUACCUCCUGGAAAUCUGACUGCAGUCCACGUGGGCUGGGAUUUAAAAUUUAAAACAAAACAUGGAGUAUGAACUAAUUUUACAACAUACUGACAGUUUGCAACAGCAGGUGAAGGUCGGGCAGAACUGCUUAAGCCAGGUGUGUCCAAAGUGUGGGUCGGGGGCCAUUUGUGGCUCUUCAACUGAGUUUUUUCUGGCCAUCAACUGUAGUUGAUAUACAUUUAUUAAACUUUAUUUUUAAUCAGGGUAAAAUUAUUAAUGUCUCCUCAGAGACUUGCACUAAAAAACUGACUUUACUGCACUCAAAUCAACUUUUUUAAAAUUUAAUUUAUUAAACUUGGAUAAAUAUAGCAAGACUUUUGAAAGGAAUUUACCCAAAUCUUGUUUUUGUAACAGAGGAUAAAUUUACAUCUAGAAAACUGGAUACUUUUCAGUUACAGUAAAAAAGCAAAAUCCUUCUUGUGUUUUUGAUCUAUGACAAAUAACAACCCUUACCUA
This is a messenger RNA of Gambusia affinis (western mosquitofish), 2138 nucleotides long. RefSeq names its product linkage group 04 C6orf120 homolog (gene lg04h6orf120). NCBI's taxonomy places the organism in Eukaryota, Metazoa, Chordata, Actinopteri, Cyprinodontiformes, Poeciliidae. The transcript is spliced from 2 exons. The record is from RefSeq and is a predicted model, not a curated record. The coding region runs from base 180 to 722 and encodes 180 amino acids.